UCACCCAACUCCUGAUCCACGCACAGGUGUGAAGGCCAUGGAUGUGUUCCAGUUACAAGUGGAAAAUGAUCUUAAGAACCUCAUUAACUCUCCUUCCACAUUCAAACAUAAUCUCAAUAGUAUCCAACGACAGGCACUACAAGAUCUUCUGAAAAAUGAUGCCAUUGAAAUAAGAAAGGCGGACAAAGAUUCACAAACAGCAGACAUUCCAUUGAACCAACUAUCCGGGUGUCUGACAAAUAAUAACAAAAGAAGCCAACAAAAUAUUGAGAAAACAAGACACAAGGAAAAACAAUUGCGCACACAAAGAGAAGCUUCAACAAUUGCCACAACAUCCAAAAGAAUGCGACCAGAGCAAUCUUCCUUUGAAAUGGCAAAGAGAGAAACGGAUACCAAUGUUUUAAAAUUUAAAGUAAGGUCCCUCUCACCCAAAAACAAGGUUGAAAAUGUUCAAACAGCAGACAUUGUUUUGAAACCAACAAACAUUUCUUUGAAAUCUAAAAAAAAUGAAAGUCAACCAAAAAUUGAGAAAACCAAACACAAGGAUAAAGCGUUACGCACACCAAGAGUGUUGGAAGACCCAUUUUCCAAACAACAAAGCCAAGCACGGCCUGCAUCCAGCAAAGAGUCAGAGGAGGAGGCAUUGAACUUGGGUCCAACUCGGAGACGAAAGCGGGCAAAACCAUUCAAUCCGGAUGAGUUGUAAGAAAUUGUUACAUUCGUGGAUUCCAAAGAUUAUCAUGAGGCCCCAAAAGGCUCUAUUCAAAAGCAUAAAUCCAGUGUAAUGCAUGAAUUGAGUAUUCAUUUAUAUAAUAAAUUUGGAACACUGCACAGCUUAAGACAAUGUCAGAAGAGUCUUUCUGACUUGCGAAACCGACAAACAAGCACACUUGGUGCAAUUCGAAAGAAACUUGCUCCAGACACUACAUCCAAUUGAGACAGAAGAUGAUAAUAUUAAUAUUGAAAAAGGAAAGGAGUCUGAUGGUCUUGAAAAAAUGGAGCUGAGAAUUAUCCACUUCAUUGAAGAACGUAUGGACCAGAUGGAAGAACGUUUCACUAAUCUUUUCUAUAAGUUUACUAACGAUGUGUUUAGCCAAUUAGAAAAACUAAGCCCUAAAAAUGAAAGUGGCGCGGAGAAAUGAAGCAUAGUGAACUGAAGCAUAGUGCGAGUUGCAUAACCAUUAAACUGAAGAAUAUGUUUAUUAUCACAGUGUGAGAUUCACCUCACGCUUCCUCCUACACUACAACAAAGAUUGGAGACUGUUUGAUAUUGUGUCUGUUAAACUCUCAUUACCGUGUUAAAUUAUAAAGAUCAAGUGUGGUUGAGGCAAUUUUUGGCUACGGGUAAUUAUUCUUAAUAUUACAUCCCUUUUUUUUUUUUUUUUAGGGGGUUAUUCUCUUUUUUUAAUUGAAAGUCUAAACUUAAAACUAAAAUCUACCUCUGCUCUACCUCCCUCCCUAUGUAUAAAUUAUUCUGGACAGAUAAGUUUAACAGAAAUUUAACAGUCCUCCAACAUGGGUUUUAUUUUUAUUUUUUAUUUUCAAAAAUCUUAAGAGAUGUCUAUUUUUGGCACAUAUUUUUCAAACUUUGUGAGUAACAACUGGAAUGAUGUUUGUAAAGGAACCAAUCUCGGCUCAGCAAAGAAUCUCAGGGAAAUUGUAACCUGAGCUGUGAUUGGUUGUUGUGGAUAAUCACUUCAGUUGUUCUAGCACAAAGGCUAAUGUAUCUGGGCCCUUUUUUUUUUUAGCCUCUCUUUUUUUUGGACUUUCUAAACAAGUACAACCUUUUCCUAGGGUCCACUAUGUAACUUUCUUUUGGUUCUAUUUUUGCCAAAUAAAGGGCAUUUUUUUUUAUAGCUGGAAACCUAACAUACGUAAAUUUUUGAAAUUUUUCCAUACAAAUUUUAAAAAAAUGUUAUUUGGAUUCAGUUAAACAUGCUGAUCCACUAAAUAAAUCCUUAAAGAUGUCUACUGUAAUUGAGCAUUGGGUCUAUUUUGAAACUGGCCAUGUAGAGGAUACCCUUUUCAGUAAUAGGCCAUGUUUUUUUUUGGACUUCUCUUUUUUAUUUGAUUACUAAGUUAAAAAAGAUCACACUUACCCGCUAAAAUAAAAUGUCCUCUUUAGUUUAAAUUUUGUUCCAAACAUAU
Messenger RNA from Hyla sarda, 2148 nucleotides. RefSeq lists its product as uncharacterized. Bases 38 to 706 code for a protein of 222 amino acids. The transcript has 8 exons. The record is from RefSeq and is a predicted model, not a curated record. NCBI's taxonomy places the organism in Eukaryota, Metazoa, Chordata, Amphibia, Anura, Hylidae.